AUGAAAUAUAUCAGCAAUAAAAGAGAUAUCAACCAAGAAGAAAAGGGAGAAGACCAACGAUUAUCAAAAGUAGAAUACACAGUAAAGGGGUUCACCAAUAGUAAGCAAGCAAAAGAAUCAACCAUCAGCAACCAUUCGGGGGGGUUCUCGGGCCUCCCCGUCCAGCCUUCUUUCCCCAACUGGCGAUCGUCUUCUCCUCACCAACUCAACAUUCUCCUCAACCUCCCUUUAUUGUCUCUGUCAAACAACAUUAGGUUCCACAACUUCUGGUCCGACUCAUGGGGGCCUAACCCUUCAAACUCCGAUGAAGCCAUAGCUCUGGUUAACAAGUUCUUGCGAAAAGCGCCUCCUCUUGUUCCUGUGUACAGAAACUGCUAUAUCCCUUCCAAGCCGAACGUGCAAGGAAACCCUGUUUUCUACGUCGAUGGCGAGCAAGUUAGAAUCAUGAGUAAUGAUAUUACUAGCACGGAGGAUUGCAUUUUGGACAGAGGUGGCGGAGAGGGGGAGGAGGGUAGUGGUGGCGCGUGGGAUCACCGGGGGUGGUGGAAUCGGAGUGACGUGGAGGAGAGGAAUUCGAGGUUAGGGGCAUGUUUGGAGGAAGGGUUUUGGAGAUUGAGGAAGGGUGGGUGGACGGAGGAGGAGGUGAGAGAUAUGAUGAUGAUGAUCGACGACGACCUUGAUCUUAACGACCGAGGGACUCGAUUUGUGAUGGACAACGAGGAUGCGGAGUGGCACGUGAGGGUCUUGUCCAUUGUGUUAUUACGUGCGGGAUGGACUAGGGAAGAUGUUGUGUACUCUCUUAAUCUCCAAAAUGUUAUUGACGACGACGAUGGGGAAAUCAUGAAUUGA
Messenger RNA from Hibiscus syriacus, 849 nucleotides. RefSeq lists its product as uncharacterized. Bases 1 to 849 code for a protein of 282 amino acids. The transcript is spliced from 3 exons. Lineage: Eukaryota; Viridiplantae; Streptophyta; Magnoliopsida; Malvales; Malvaceae. The record is from RefSeq and is a predicted model, not a curated record.